Messenger RNA from Aricia agestis (brown argus), 646 nucleotides. RefSeq names its product 60S ribosomal protein L14 (gene RpL14). Lineage: Eukaryota; Metazoa; Arthropoda; Insecta; Lepidoptera; Lycaenidae. The coding region runs from base 79 to 579 and encodes 166 amino acids. Gene Ontology annotation, cellular component: ribosome; cytosolic large ribosomal subunit. The record is from RefSeq and is a predicted model, not a curated record. The transcript has 2 exons. Gene Ontology annotation, molecular function: RNA binding; structural constituent of ribosome. Gene Ontology annotation, biological process: translation; ribosomal large subunit biogenesis.
UGUGGUCAUCACGCAUCUGUCAAAAUAACAUCCUUUUUCCCAAGUGUUCCGUGUUCGUACAGACGUUGUGAGAACGUCAUGCCAUUCGCACGAUAUGUUGAGCCAGGGCGCGUAGCCCUGGUCGCGGAUGGAGCUCUCAAGGGAAAGCUUGUGAGUGUUGUCGAUGUCAUUGACCAGACACGCGCGCUUGUCGACGGACCCGGUAGCGGAGUACCGAGACAACAGAUCCGUCUCAAUCAGCUCCACCUCACCAAGUUCCGUCUGAAGUACCCCUUCACAGCCCCCACACGUGUAGUGAGGAAAGCUUGGACAGAUGCUAAGCUGAACGAAAAAUGGGCUGAAAGCCAGUGGGCGAAAAAUCUCGCAAACAAGGAGAAGCGCGCUCAGAUGACAGACUACGAUAGGUUCAAGCUGACCAGCGCCCGCGUUAAGAGGAACCGCGCCAGAACAGCGACGUUCAAGAGCUUGAAACUCAAGGCGGCGCGCGCCGGAGUCUUCGGCAAGAAGAAGAUCCCCAAAUCCAAGGCGAAAAAGCCACGCACCAAGAAACCCGCCUCCAAAAAACCAGCAAAGAAGUAAUUCCAUUUUGUGUCUGAAGGAAACUUGUAUUUAAUAGGACUACAAAUAAAGAAUUACUUUUAAGCUA